GCGUGUACUGGCCCUCUCUAUCAAAUGAGGAUAUCCGUUUUUUGAAAUUUUUGAGGGCGACUACAAAAUAACAAAAAUUUACACCUAAUUUCCCCUCCAUUUUCUCGUUCACUUGUCUCUGUCUCUCUCUUCUCUUCUUCACAGCUCCAGCUCAGAAGAGGUCCCAUGGAGUCUUCUCUCUAGGGUUUCUGUAUGCCCUUAACUUGCUAAACCAAAAUUCCGGGAAAGUCUACCGGAAUUUGAGAGGAAGAUAUUUUUUUCCUUUUUCUGCAAAUAUUUGAAUUUAAAUAUUAGCAUUUGAUUUGGAAAUGCCAGCUCGCCGGUCGAGGCCGGAGAGCCUGGAUGAGUCGAAGCAGCUCCGGCGGGACCCAUAUGAGGUCCUUGGCGUAUCCAGGAACUCCACCGACCAGGAAAUCAAGAGCGCGUACCGCAAAAUGGCUCUCAAGUACCAUCCUGACAAGAAUGCUAAUGAUCCUGAAGCAGCUGAUAUGUUUAAAGAAGUUACAUUUUCCUAUACUAUCUUGUCUGAUCCAGACAAACGACGCCAGUAUGAUUCAGCUGGUUUUGAGGCUGUUGAAUCAGAAAGUCAAGAAUUGGAGCUAGAUCUUUCAAGCUUGGGCACUGUGAACACUAUGUUCGCAGCACUCUUUAGUAAACUUGGUGUGCCAAUUAAGACCACUGUAUCAGCAACUGUCUUGGAGGAGGCACUUAACGGUGUGGUCUCUAUUCGUCCACUUCCACUUGGGCAAUCUAUUACUAGAAAGGUUGAAAAGCAAUGUGCUCACUUCUACUCUGUAACAAUAACAGAAGAGGAAGCAAGAGCUGGAUUUGUCUGUCGAGUGCAAUCAUCUGACAAAAGCAAAUUCAAGUUAUUGUAUUUUGACCAGGAAGAAAACGGUGGACUGAGCCUUGCUCUACAGGAGGACAGUGCUAAAACAGGAAAGGUUACAUCUGCUGGAAUGUAUUUUCUUUGUUUCCCUGUUUAUCGGUUUGAUCAGGCAGUCAACUCGAUUGCAGCUGCAAAGGAUGCUGAUGCUGCCUUCUUCAAGAAAUUGGAUGGGUUUCAGCCAUGUGAAAUAACUGAACUUAAGGCUGGCACCCAUGUUUUUGCUGUCUAUGGUGACAAUUUUUUCAAAAGUGCAAGCUACUCAAUAGAAGCUCUUUGUGCUGCACCAUUUGCAGGAGAGAAGAUAAAUCUGCGAGAUGUUGAAGCUCAAGUUCUUGAAAAAAGGAUAGAAAUAUCCAAGUUUGAAAGUGAAUAUAGAGAGGUCUUGGCACAAUUUACAGAAAUGACCAGCAGAUAUGCACAAGAAAUGCAAGAAAUUGAUGAGCUUCUUAGACAAAGGAAUGAAAUUCAUGCCUCAUACACAUCUGCUCCACCGAUGAAGCGGAGCACAAGUAAGAGCAGAAGUAAGAGUUCACCUAGGGAGGCCAAAGAAGACGGACAACUGAGAGAUAAGAAACCUUCAAUUAGGGAUAGAAGCAAGAAAAAGAAAUGGUUCAAUAUUCACUUAAAAGUUGACAAGAGAAAGCCUUGCUAAAAUAUGAUGGAUACGGGAAGCUGAGUCAUAUAACAGGAUUGAUGCAUAAUCUCCGUGUCUGCAAUCAUAAAUUUGUUUUGAUGGUUAAACAAGGCCUUGACGAUGUGUCAAUAGAUGAUGAAGUGCAAAUGCUCUAUUUCUUCAGCUUGUAUCGGAGGAUGACAAUGGCCGUUUUUAUUGUAUACUUCCCUUUUAUCUCCUUCCUGCAAGAAUAUCUGUAAAUUGCAUAAUUUAUUCAUGGAGAGCUCUAGAUUCGCCCCUUCUUUUCCGUUGAAAUACUUUGUACUUUUGCCCAUCUAGGAUUUGUUGAUAGCUAACUUCAAUCACUGCACUGUGAUUUUGGGGGGUGGAAAGUCCGAUUUGUAGAGAAUAAAUUGAUAUGUUUCGUCAA
Jatropha curcas is the source of this 1932-nucleotide messenger RNA. RefSeq names its product ARG1-like 1 (gene ARL1). The record is from RefSeq and is a predicted model, not a curated record. Lineage: Eukaryota; Viridiplantae; Streptophyta; Magnoliopsida; Malpighiales; Euphorbiaceae.